This is a messenger RNA of Cylicostephanus goldi, 264 nucleotides long. The record is from the annotation of a GenBank genome assembly. NCBI's taxonomy places the organism in Eukaryota, Metazoa, Nematoda, Chromadorea, Rhabditida, Strongylidae.
AUGACGAUGCUACCAAGACGGCCAUUGGCUGCACUUCUCCUGUGGAGCUGUCUGGCUUCAGCUACCAAAGUCGACGACAGUGUCCACUAUAUGAUCACAUUCGAACGAGCUGACAACUUGGAAGGAAGCCAACUACUGGAGGACAAUGAGAAAGCGCUAAAGGACGAGAAUCACAUGCGAAUAUCUACGCAGAAUAAUGAAAACUACAUUUGCAAGAUUCCUGAAGCUAGAUCGGAAGUGAGUUCAAUUUUCGUAUUUGCCUAA